Molecule: messenger RNA, 1156 nt
Organism: Brassica napus (rape)
Lineage: Eukaryota; Viridiplantae; Streptophyta; Magnoliopsida; Brassicales; Brassicaceae
Product: NAC domain-containing protein 92-like
Biological process (GO): regulation of DNA-templated transcription
Molecular function (GO): DNA binding
Source: RefSeq, marked provisional
AUGGGUUUGAAAGAUAUCGGAUCCAGAUUGCCACCGGGGUUUCGGUUUCAUCCAAGCGAUGAAGAGUUGGUUUGUCACUAUCUUUGCAAAAAGAUAAGGGCCAAAUACGACCAAGGCGAUGUUGAGGAUGAUGACACUGAUGAAGCCUUGAAUGGUGCUACUGAUCUUGUGGAGAUUGACUUGCAUAUUUGUGAGCCGUGGCAGCUUCCUGAUGUGGCAAAGCUGAAUGCAAAAGAAUGGUAUUUCUUCAGUUUCCGCGAUAGAAAAUAUGCGACUGGAUAUCGUACAAAUAGAGCGACAAUAAGCGGAUACUGGAAAGCAACAGGUAAAGAUCGGACGGUGAUGGAUCCACGAACAAGCCAAUUGGUAGGGAUGAGGAAGACACUGGUCUUCUACAGAAACAGAGCACCAAAUGGGAUCAAAACUACUUGGAUCAUGCACGAGUUCCGUCUUGAGUGUCCUAACAUGCCACCUAAGGAAGACUGGGUUUUGUGCAGAGUGUUCAACAAAGGCAGAGACUCAACACUACGAGACAAUAACAUUGAACAUCAGACGCAAAGAUUUGAAGUUAAUGACGCUCCGGAUCUUAAUUACAAUAGUCAGUCGCAGCCUCUACUAUCAUCCCCUCCUUCCACCACCAUCGACCCUCCACACCAUCAUGAUCAGUGGGAGCAGCUAAUGAAGCAGCCUUCAAGGAGCACCGACCAUCCCUAUCAUCACAAUUGUCAACAUCAAACCGUAGCAUGUGGUUGGGAGCAGAUGAUGAUUGGUUCGAUGUCGUCAUCGUCAAGCCAUGGCCCUGAUCACGAGUCCUUGCUAAACUUGCUUUACGCCGACAACAACAACAGUGUCAACAUCACUGAUGAUAAUUAUGGACAUAACUAUGGGAAGAUAUUGCUGUCGUCAGACAUCACGAGUUUGGAUCAUGACAAGACGUGUAUGGCGUCAUCAUCCGAUGGUGGUAUGGUCUCUGAUCUUCACAUGGAAUGUGGUGGCUUGAGUUUCGAGACCGAGAAUCUCCUCGCUUUCCAGUGAAAACAUACUAUACGAAGGUUUUUACAUAUAUUCGCCGAUUUAUUGAUUCGUGAAAUAUGCAUAUAUAUUAUCUAUAGACUUGUCAAAUAUCUUAUAUGUAAGUUGUGUGGCUUUUGGGUAU